Molecule: messenger RNA, 876 nt
Organism: Macrosiphum euphorbiae (potato aphid)
Lineage: Eukaryota; Metazoa; Arthropoda; Insecta; Hemiptera; Aphididae
Source: the annotation of a GenBank genome assembly
AUGGAAGGAGAUAUUUCAGUAAAUGAACAUCAUAGGAAUGUCAUUGAUAGCUAUAUAGAAUUUAUGGGUCACCAAAAAAAACAAUCUAUUAUAUUAAUUAAAAAAGCGUUUGAAGAAGUCAUCAAAACAAAUUUAUUAGAUGAAACGUACACAAGAGAAGAAGUGAAGAAUAUAUUAAGCAACUUAGAAAAAACAAUGACAAAUGAAAUAAAGUGUGAAUUAUCUGCAUAUACAAGCACCAAUCUCCUAAUGAUGUAUCAAUUUUUUCAACAAGCUGAAAAAUGGCAUUUAAGGCUCAACGUAGAUAUAUCUGAAAUACAAAACAAAGAAUUGUUACAAGAGAUGGAAACAAUAGAAACUAGUUAUUACGUAAUGAACCGAACAUUAGAAAAAAAGAAGCUUUUAGGUACUCCUGAUCACAUUACAAAUGAUUUUGCUAAUGUGUUGCAAAAAAGAUUAAAUCAGCUAGAAACCCAUAAUUCUAAAUUGGAAGCAGAUUUAAAAACUUUAGAAGACAAUUGUAAUAAAUUGAAUAAUGAAAAAGAAGCAAUGAAAUUACUUAUCGAAAAAGAAGACAAACAAGGAGAUCCACAAAAAAAUUUAGUCGAAAUUGAAGUACAAACUCAAAAUACUUUUGACGAAAAUACUAACAAUCACGAUGAAUGUAAAACAACAGUAAAUCAAUUAGAAAAUGAAUUGUUAAUUGCGCAAUCACAAUUAACACUAACAAAUUUGGAGUUGGACAGAAAAUUUAAUGAUACUGCUGCAUACAUCAACAUGAAGAAUAUAAUUACCAAAAAAAACGAACAGGUUCGAGAACUAAGAGAUCGGUUGCUUAUUUACGAAAAAGAAGACAACCAAGAUAAUGUUGUAUGA